Molecule: messenger RNA, 1176 nt
Organism: Nicotiana attenuata
Lineage: Eukaryota; Viridiplantae; Streptophyta; Magnoliopsida; Solanales; Solanaceae
Product: proteasome subunit alpha type-6-like
Exons: 9
Coding region: 180-920 (246 amino acids)
Biological process (GO): ubiquitin-dependent protein catabolic process
Cellular component (GO): nucleus; proteasome core complex; proteasome core complex, alpha-subunit complex
Source: RefSeq, a predicted model, not a curated record
CUUUUUUUUGAACCUCUGAGGCACCUCAGUUGGACUAAGAGAGUUUUCUUGGGAAAAAAGCUUUCUUUCUCCUUCAGAAGCAUUUGCUCCACUCUGCAAUUAACCAAUCUCUUGUACUAAAUCCCUAAUCACAAUUAACCCAACUCAAAAGCAACAGUGGCAACUGUUUAAACUGAAGAAUGAGUCGAGGAAGCGGAGGCGGCUAUGAUCGUCACAUUACUAUCUUCUCCCCAGAAGGUCGUCUAUACCAAGUCGAGUAUGCGUUUAAGGCAGUGAAGGCUGUGAGAAUCACUUCUAUUGGUGUCCGUGGAAGGGACUCAGUUUGUGUUGUUACUCAGAAGAAAGUUCCUGACAAGUUAUUGGAUCAGACAAGUGUGAGCCAUUUGUUCCCAAUUACCAAGUAUCUUGGACUAUUAGCUACCGGCAGUACAGCUGAUGCAAGAACCUUGGUCCAACAAGCUCGAAAUGAAGCUGCUGAGUUCCGUUUUAGAUAUGGGUAUGAGAUGCCAGUGGAUGUACUGGGUAGAUGGAUUGCAGACAAGUCUCAGGUUUAUACACAACAUGCCUAUAUGAGACCCCUGGGAGUAGUCGCUAUGAUUUUGGGAAUCGAUGAGGAGAAGGGGCCUCAACUCUUCAAAUGUGACCCUGCUGGUCAUUUUUUUGGUCAUAAGGCAACAAGUGCUGGAUCUAAAGAGCAAGAGGCAAUUAAUUUUUUGGAGAAGAAAAUGAAAAAUGACCCUGCUUUUUCCUACGAGGAAACUGUUCAGACUGCAAUAUCUGCUCUUCAAUCUGUUCUACAAGAAGAUUUCAAGGCCAGCGAGAUCGAGGUUGGUGUUGUGAGGAGUGAAGAUCCGUCCUUCAGAGUGUUGUCAACUGAAGAAAUUGAUGAGCACUUAACUGCUAUCAGUGAACGCGACUGAUUGCUAUUGAAUACCGUCUGAUUCAGUAGAGAUGUAUGUUUGGUAUAAAAACUUUUAGGAUCUGGUUGUUACAGUUGGCGUUAGAGUAUAUGGAAUCCCUCAGUGUACGCUCAUACGAGUUACAAAUUAUGUUACAUUGUAACUUUUCUUGGUGUCCUUAGUUUCAGAAAUUGUUCGAAUGCAACUGUCAGGAAUUAUUAAUCGGUCUUAUUUCAAGCAGCUUGGUCCUGUGUGUAUUACAAUGGGACAAAAGGAA